AUGCCCAUACCGCCAGCCAUGAAGCAACGACAGAAGGUGUAUAUCGCAGUGAUGGGGGUGACUGGGUCGGGGAAGAGCACCUUUAUCCAGGUUGCAACUGAGUCCUCGGAUGUUCAUAUUGGACAUUCGUUCAAAUCUUGCACUGCAGCUGUUUCGGCUCAUACAUUUUCCAUUGAUGAAUACGAUAUCACCUUGAUCGACACGCCUGGAUUCAAUGAUACAUUUCGCAGCGAGACGGAGGUUCUAAAGGAGAUUGCCAACUGGCUCGAUUACACCUACCGAAACCCUCCUCAUGUUAUGCUCACGGGCAUCAUUUACAUGCAAUCGAUCACCGAUCGUCGGAUGUAUGGCUCUACCCUUCGAAAUUUAAAGAUGUUUCGACAACUCUGUGGCGAAAGCCCCCUACGCAAUGUAGUAUUCACAACCACCGGCUGGGGUACAGCUGAAAAGGCCGGAGACCUCGCCAAAGCACUUGAAAAUCAGGAAUCGCUUCGUAGCGACCCUGACUUCUGGGAGCCUAUGAUCAGAAGAGGGUCAAUUAUGGCUAAAUUCGAGGAUACUCGUUCUUCUGCCUUGGCUAUCAUUAUGAGUAUUGUUGAGCGAAACCCCAUCCUCCUCAAAAUCCAGGAGGAAUUGGUUGACGAAAACAAGAACCUCAUCGACACUGCGGCUGGCCAUACUGUCAACGAAGAAAUGAAGAGACUUGAAGAAAAAUACACCCAGGACAUCGCCAAGGUCCAGAAAGACAUGGAGGAAGCACUCGCUGCUCGCGACACCGAAUACCACGCAGCUCUACAGGAGGCCAAGGAGAAUUACGAGCGACUCCGUGAUGAAGCCCAACGAGCUCGAGACUCUCUACAGUAUGAGCGCCGGAAUGAGAAGAGGCGUCUUACUAAUGAGAUCGAGGGUAUGAAGCGACAGCUUGAGCGAGACAAGAAGAAACACGAGGAGUACCUGGAGCUUAAAUUCAAGGCCCAGCAGAUUGAUGAUGAUAUGAAAUAUGAAGAAAUUGUGAGAAAGCUCCGCAUGAACGGUCACCUUCUGCGUGACGAGGAACGACAGCUCUUAGAAAUUAAAAUCCAAGAGCUGGAAGCUGCAUCGGCAGGUCCUGGAAAUAGCAACAGUGGUAAAAAGAAGAAAGGUAGGGGAACAAAGCUCCUGGUUGGAUUAGCACAAGUCUUGGGAAGUGUGACGAUGGGUUUACUCGGAUUCCCUAUGCUAUUUGGAGAUCCCAUAGGGACUAUUGCCUCCAUUUUUUAA
Molecule: messenger RNA, 1260 nt
Organism: Arthroderma uncinatum
Lineage: Eukaryota; Fungi; Ascomycota; Eurotiomycetes; Onygenales; Arthrodermataceae
Exons: 2
Coding region: 1-1260 (419 amino acids)
Molecular function (GO): GTP binding
Source: RefSeq, a predicted model, not a curated record